AGAAUGGCCCGCUUUGGAGACGAUCCACCAGCCCGCUAUGGAGGGGGUAGUCCAGCUGGGGCAGGGCGAGGGGCAAGCCGGCAGGGAGGCCCCCCGGGCGGCCAGAGGAUGUUCAAGCAAUCGAACAUGGCACAAAGAGCCAGGACAAUGGCCAUUUAUAACCCAAUCCCCGUCAAACAGAACUGUUUCACAGUCAACCGGUCCCUUUUCAUCUUCAGUGAAGACAAUAUCAUACGGAAAUACGCAAAGAGAAUAAACGAAUGGCCUCCAUUUGAAUACAUGAUCCUCGCCACCAUCAUAGCCAACUGCAUUGUCCUGGCUCUGGAGCAGCACCUACCGUCCAAUGACAAGACCCCUAUGUCCGAGAGGCUGGAUGACACAGAGCCCUACUUCAUUGGAAUAUUUUGUUUUGAAGCCGGCAUAAAGAUCAUCGCCCUUGGCUUCAGUUUGCACAAAGGCUCCUACCUCCGGAACGGUUGGAACGUGAUGGAUUUCGUGGUGGUCCUGACUGGGAUACUGGCCACUGUGGGCGGUGGAGGGGACUUCGACCUGCGAACGCUGAGGGCAGUGCGCGUGCUGCGGCCGCUGAAACUGGUGUCUGGAAUUCCCAGUCUGCAGGUGGUGUUGAAGUCCAUAAUGAAAGCCAUGGUCCCUCUGCUGCAGAUCGGCCUCCUGCUCUUCUUCGCCAUUGUCAUGUUCGCCAUCAUCGGUGUGGAAUUCUACAUGGGCAAAUUCCACUACACCUGCUUCAGGUCCAACUCGGAUGACCGUGUGGCAGAUUUCCCCUGCGGUCACGACGCGCCGGCACGGACCUGCUCCAAUGGCACCGAAUGCAGGGAGUACUGGAUUGGGCCGAACUACGGCAUCACCAACUUCGACAACAUCCUGUUUGCCGUGCUGACCGUCUUCCAGUGCAUCACCAUGGAGGGCUGGGUGGACAUACUUUACAAUGCCAACGAUGCCUCAGGGAACACCUGGAACUGGUUGUACUUCAUCCCCCUCAUCAUCAUCGGAUCCUUCUUCAUGUUGAACUUGGUUUUGGGAGUCCUGUCCGGGGAGUUUGCUAAGGAGCGUGAGCGCGUGGAGAAGAGGCAGGAGUUCCUGAAGCUGAGGAGACAGCAGCAGAUUGAAAGAGAGCUGACCGGGUACCUGGAGUGGAUUUGCAAGGCAGAGGAGGUGAUGCUGGCGGAGGAGGACAGGAACGCGGAGGAGAAAUCCCCGCUGGAUGGCGCGUGGUACAAGAGGAAACAGAACAACUCCGUGUUGAAAAGGGCUAAAGUCAAAAAGAGCAAGAAUGACCUCAUCAACGCCGAGGAGGGCGAGGACCACUUCACUGACAUCUCUUCAGUUGCUCCCCCAGGGUCCCCCUUCGCCCGAGCCAGCCUGAAGAGCAGCAAGAACGACAGCUCCUCCUACUUCCGGCGCAAGGAGAAGAGGGUGCGCUUCUUCAUCCGCCGCAUGGUCAAGUCCCAGGGCUUCUACUGGACCGUGCUGUGUCUGGUGGGCCUCAACACGCUGUGUGUGGCCAUCGUGCACUACGACCAGCCCAAGUGGCUCACCUAUGCACUCUACUUGGCAGAGUUUGUGUUCCUGGGCCUCUUCCUGACGGAGAUGACCCUGAAGAUGUAUGGGCUGGGCCCCCGGAACUACUUCCACUCCUCCUUCAACUGUUUCGACUUUGGGGUCAUCGUGGGCAGUAUUUUCGAGGUUAUUUGGGCAGCCGUCAAACCCGGAGCCUCCUUCGGCAUCAGCGUUUUGAGAGCGCUCCGCCUUCUCAGGAUCUUUAAAGUCACAAAGUACUGGAACUCUCUGAGGAACCUGGUUGUGUCCUUGCUCAAUUCCAUGAAGUCCAUCAUCAGCCUCCUCUUCCUCCUCUUCCUCUUCAUCGUAGUGUUUGCUCUGCUGGGCAUGCAGCUCUUCGGAGGACAGUUUAAUUUUGAUGAGGAGACCCCAACGACAAACUUUGACACCUUCCCUGCUGCCAUUCUUACAGUUUUUCAGAUUUUAACAGGUGAAGACUGGAAUGCAGUGAUGUAUCAUGGGAUUGUAUCACAGGGAGGAGUCCAGGGUGGGAUGUUCUCCUCCAUCUACUUCAUCGUCCUCACCCUGUUUGGAAACUACACUCUCCUCAAUGUCUUCUUGGCCAUUGCUGUCGAUAACCUUGCGAAUGCACAGGAACUCACGAAGGAUGAAGAAGAGCAAGAGGCCUCGAUCAGUAAAAAGCUUGCCCUUCAGAAAGCCAAGGAGGUGAAGGAGGUUAGCCCUAUGUCAGCAGCUAACAUUUCUAUUGCAGCUUUUGUAAAGCAAAAUCGAGGUGCUCUAUCUCGCAGCUCGUCCAUCUGCAGCGUAAAUUCACCUAAAGAGCAGCAGAAGUCGCUGAAGAUGAUGUCGGUGUGGGAGCAGCGGACCACCCAGCUUCGGAGGCACAACCUGCUGACGAGCAGCGAGGCGCUGUACAGCGAGCUGGACCCCGAAGACCGGCUGCACCUGACCUCCGCCCUGCGCCUACGGCCCAACAUGAAGACCCACCUGGACCGGCCCCUGGUGGUGGAGCCCUGCGAGUCCAACGGGGACCGGCACAGGCCUGCCGAGGGCGACCUUUCGGUCACCCCGGAGGAGGGCGACGGCUCGGGAGAGCCCCCGGCCCCGCCCACGCACCCGAGGAAGCACCACCGCCACCGGGACCGGCACUCCGGCGAGGAGGCGGAGAACGGCGAGGGCCGGCACCACGUCCACCACAGCCGAAGCAAGGAGCACGAGGGCUCGCGGGGGAAGGCUGAGCGCAGCCGCAGCCGGGAGGGCGGCAGGAGGCACCACCACCAGAGCUCCGUGGACGAGGGUGGGGGCGGCGGAGGGGGAGGGGGAGGGAGCGGGGCUGAGAAGGAGCACCACGCCCACCGACACCACAGCCACCGGCAGCCCAAGGAAGGAAACGGGGUGGUCAACAACGGGGCCAAGAAUGAACGCCGAGGACGGCACAAGGACGGCUCGCGCUCCGCUAACCGGGAGGGCGAGAAGGUAACCGGGUGCACCAAGGGGGAGAACGGAGGCAAUGGAGAACGCAGGAGGCACCGCCCCCGAAGCACAAAGCCCCAGUCGGGCACUGAGGAGGAGCGGCGAGAGAAUGGAGAGAGAGCAGACGGGAGGGGCCAUGUGCACCAUAGGCAUACGGACACGGAGGGGGAACCUCAGGCCAUGACUCCGGUGCAGCCCCCCGCGGGUCAGCAGUGGCCCAAACCGGAGGACUCGGACAACCAGAGGAACGUGACGCGGACCAGCCAGCUGGGCAUUAGCACCAACACCAUCCACAUCCCAGUGACCAUCACUGCCCCGCCCGAGGACACCACCAUGAUUCCGAUGAACAACAUUGACUGUGAGACGCUGCCCAUGAACGAGGAGAAGAAGAACCUGGACGACUUGGCCCAGAGUGGACCCAGACCGAUCCUACCUUACAGCUCCAUGUUUGUGUUUGGCCAAACUAAUCCGGUGAGGCGUCUCUGUCACUACAUGGUGAGCCUGCGCUACUUUGAAAUGUGCAUCCUGGUGGUGAUAGCCAUGAGCAGCAUUGCGCUGGCGGCUGAAGACCCUGUCCAGGCCAACGCCCCGCGCAAUAACGUGCUCAAGUACUUGGAUUAUGUCUUCACGGGCGUUUUCACCUUCGAGAUGGUGAUUAAGAUGGUGGAUCUGGGCCUACUGCUCCACCCUGGUGCCUACUUCAGAGACCUCUGGAAUAUUCUUGACUUCAUCGUGGUUAGUGGAGCGCUGGUGGCAUUUGCCUUUUCGAGCUUCAUGGGAUCGCAACAAAACGUCACAAGAGGGACCAAAGGCAAGGAUAUCAGCACCAUCAAGUCCCUGAGAGUACUGCGUGUCCUGCGUCCUCUGAAAACCAUAAAGCGGCUGCCAAAACUCAAGGCUGUGUUUGACUGUGUGGUGAACUCCCUGAAGAACGUGCUCAACAUCCUCAUUGUCUACAUCCUCUUCAUGUUCAUCUUUGCCGUCAUCGCUGUCCAGCUUUUCAAGGGCAAGUUCUUCUACUGCACCGAUGAGUCCAAGGGGCUAGAGAAGGACUGCAGAGGUCAGUUCCUGGACUACGAUACGGAUGAAGUGACCGCCCAGCCGCGCGAGUGGAAGAAAUAUGAGUUUCACUAUGACAAUGUGCUUUGGGCUUUCCUCACCCUCUUCACCGUAUCCACUGGGGAGGGCUGGCCCACGGUACUGAAGCAUUCCGUGGAUGCGACAUUCGAGGACCAGGGACCCAGCCCUGGGUUCCGCAUUGAGAUGUCCAUCUUCUACGUGGUCUACUUUGUUGUCUUCCCAUUCUUCUUCGUCAAUAUCUUUGUGGCCCUCAUCAUCAUCACUUUCCAGGAGCAGGGCGACAAGGCUUUGUCUGAAUGCAGCCUGGAGAAGAAUGAGAGAGCGUGUAUCGACUUUGCCAUCAACGCUAAGCCCCUGACCCGCUACAUGCCCAAGAACCGUCAGUCCUUCCAGUACCGGAUGUGGAAGUUUGUGGUGUCUCCGCCCUUCGAGUACUCCAUCUUGACCAUGAUCGCUCUCAACACCGUGGUGCUGAUGAUGAAGUUUCAUGGAGCCCCACCAUUCUAUGAGGCCAUGCUCAAGUACCUGAACAUCGUUUUCACCGCCCUCUUCUCCCUGGAGUGUGUGCUCAAGAUUAUCGCUUUUGGUCCACUCAAUUACCUGAAGGACGCCUGGAACUGGUUUGACUUUGUGACCGUACUGGGAAGCAUAACCGACAUCGUGGUCACAGAGAUUAAUACGAACAAACUGAUCAAUCUGAGUUUCCUGCGGCUGUUCCGGGCAGCGCGUCUCAUCAAGCUCCUGAGGCAGGGCUACACCAUCCGAAUCCUGCUCUGGACCUUCGUCCAGUCCUUCAAGGCCCUGCCUUAUGUGUGCCUGCUCAUCGCCAUGCUUUUCUUCAUCUACGCCAUCAUCGGCAUGCAAGUGUUUGGUAAUAUUGAACUCAAUGAGGAUACGGGAAUCAAUCACCAUAACAACUUCCAAACCUUCCUUCAGGCUCUGAUGCUGCUGUUCAGGAGUGCCACGGGGGAGGCCUGGCAUGAGAUAAUGCUGUCGUGUCUGAGUAAGCGCCGUUGUGACGAGCGGUCAGGCGCCAUUGGCGAGGAGUGCGGCAACGACUUUGCCUAUUUCUACUUCGUCUCCUUCAUCUUCCUCUGCUCCUUUCUGAUGCUGAAUCUCUUUGUGGCUGUCAUUAUGGAUAACUUUGAGUACCUGACCCGGGACUCCUCAAUACUGGGGCCUCACCACCUGGACGAAUUCAUCCGUGUCUGGGCGGAGUAUGACCCCGCAGCCUGCGGCCGCAUCAAGUACCUCGAUAUGUACGAGAUGCUGCUGCACUUGUCCCCUCCCUUAGGUUUGGGAAAGAAAUGUCCGCCAAGAGUCGCCUACAAGCGGCUGGUGAAGAUGAACAUGCCCAUCGCAGACGACAACACGGUCCACUUCACCUCCACGCUCAUGGCCUUAAUCCGCACCGCCCUGGAGAUCAAGCUAGCUUCCGGGAUGGUGGCCCAGCGUCUGUCUGAUGCUGAUCUGAAGAAGGAGCUUUCCACUGUCUGGCCAAGCCUUUCCAAAAAGACCCUGGACCUGCUGGUGACGCCGCACAAACCCAACGAGCUGACAGUGGGGAAGGUGUAUGCAGCCCUGAUGAUCUUUGACUACUACAAACAGAAUCGAGCACGGAGACUGCAGCAGCUACAGCAGCAGCAGGCUGCCGGGGGGACACAGAGUAAGGUGGUUGGGGCCAUAUUCACUCCCAUGCUGCCCCUGGCACCUAUACAGGGUGAGGAGGUGGCCCUGAGCAACAAGACGUCACCGGCUGAUCCCUGUCCCCCGCCUGCCUCCAGCUCCCUUAACAACGGGGGUGCUGUUCAAGGCCAGCAGGGCAGCACCACCAAAGACUCCCGGGUCACCGACAAACCACAGGAAGUCCAUCGGCCAGGAACCAAACGGACAGUCCCACGGGGCCAAUCAGAGGACAUUCCCAAUUCAGCCAGAGCUCAGGAGCUGGAGAUGAAGAAGAUGCACCACAGUGCCAAUACAGGAAACCCCACGGGUCUGGAGAGCCAGGGAAGAGCAGCAUCCAUGCCCAGACUCAACACAGAGAUGCAGCCCAUCCCGGACUCCAGCCCGAUGAAGCGCUCCGUGUCCACCCUGGCCCCGCGGCGCCACCCGGAGGCCAGUCUGCAGGAGCACACCCCGGACCGGCCGGCCCAGGAGAGGCCUCACCAUCACCACCACCACCACCGCUGCCACCACCGCAGGGAGAAGGACAGGAAGCAGAGGUCACUGGACCGCUCGUCCAACGGACCGCCUUCCAGCGCUGCAGGGACCCCGGGUGACCCGACCGGAGACCCGAUACCUCGGGAACGGGUGCACGACCGCGGCCGCUCCCACGAGAGGAAGCACCACUCCUCAUCCGCGGAGAAGCAGCGGUACUACUCCUGCGACCGCUACGGCAGCCGGGAGCACUGCCACACCAAGUCCGCCACCGCCAGCCGCUCCACCUCCCCCAGCGAUGGCCAGGACCUGGGCCUCAACAAGCAGGGCAGUGGUUCCGCUAAAGGGAGCCCCGCGACCUUGUCCUCGGGUGGCAGCACCCCCUGCCGCGGGCGCAGGCAGCUGCCUCAGACCCCCCUUGUACCCCGCCCCGCUGUGGCCUACCGGACCGCUAACUCGUCCCCCGUGCAGUUUAGCCCCGCCCAGGGGGGCCCGCAGCACGCCCUGUGUCCAAUCCGGAUGAGCCGCGGCCGUUCGGAGCACAACGCCCUCCUGCGGGGCGACACGGACCCGCCCUCCCCCGUCACCCGCAUCGGCUCUGACCCCUCCCUGGGGUACAGUCUGUACUACGCCCUGCCCGAGGAGGCCGUUUUCCACGACGCCCUGAGCUUCCCCGCAGGACGCCCACCCCGGACCGUCACCACCCCCCACCUGCCCCCGCCGCCCCAGCAGAGCCGUGCAGUGCCCAACGGAUACCACUUCACCCUGGGCAUUGGCUCGGGCACCCGCGCGCCCAGGCACUACCAGGGCAUAGAGGAGGACGAUUGGUGCUAGCAUGGCUUUAACACAAUUACACACACACACCCACACCCACACACACACACACACACACACACUCACUGACGCUGCUUAUUCACACACACACACACACACACACACACGCACAUACACUCACUGACACUGCUUACUCACAUAAACACACACACACACACUCACUGACACUGCUUACUCACACACACACAUACACACAGAGACACACAAUGCAGGCACUGUACGUGCAUAAACAUGCAUACUGUACAUACACAUACACAUAUAUGAGAAAAUGCAAAGUUCUUAUACAUUUUUAAGAGUGCAUUUUUGGGGACAAAAAAAAACAGGAUGAGUUUUAUCAUCUACCUGAAAGUGGUAGUUUACGCUGUUUUUGUGGAUGUGUGUGUGCAUGCGUGCGUGUGUAUGUGUACGCACGUGUGUGCGUGCCUAUGCAUGUGUAUGUGCGUGUGUAUUCGCACGGGCAUGCACAUGUUUUAACUGAAGAGGCAAGGAAUGAAAAAUGUGAGUAUGUGAAAAGGAAACUGCUGUUUUGAAUUUUGGUUUUUGACCUGCAUUGCAGAAGUGAUUUAGAUUCUUUUUAAGCAAGGUUUGUCAGCAGGAAAAGCCUGCCAUGUCUCUCGUUUUGUGUUUUUUGGUUUUUUGGUUCUUUCUUUUUGCACUAAAGACAAGUGACAUUUAAGAGAGCUGGGAAAACAACACAGACAUGAAUAUAGCGAUGUAGUGUCUUAUACUCUGGCUGUGGCGAGUGGAACUGCUGUUGAAAUAUGCCAAAAUCUCUUCUCACAGUAUGUGGGGAAACAGUGACCCCUGCUGGAGGUCGUCCGUCCUGCACACUCGGGAUAUGAACGAAGCAGCCUACUUGACACACGAUGUCAUAUGAAGGGAAGAAGCAAGAGGUGCCCACAGUCGCUGUUUUUAUAUUUAACCUGUGACGAGGACUUUGUCUUUCCAAGGGGGCCUUCGAAUGCAGAUGAUUGUGAGACUGACGGAAAAUGCACUAAUCACUGCGUCCUCCAUUUCGCUCUGCUUUUUGCGUUUUACCAAGAGCUACCGCGUGUAAACCUCAGUACAACACGUUACAGUUAGGACGCAGGCGGAGACAUCUUUACUUUGGACAAAUUAUAUUUAAACUGUCGAUUGUUCAUUUUGCUGCUCUUUUUCAUGCCUAGCGAAACAUCAUCGCUGCUUGUGACCUUAAGAAGAAAGGACAAAGGGACGUGAAAUGUACUUGUUUUACUUUUUAUCAGGCUAAGGUAGUAGAACUCUUAUCUUUUCAUUGUGUGCAAUUUUGUAAAAAAAAAAAAAAAAAAAGAUAAAAGAAAAGAAAAGCUGCAUUUUAUGUAAAUUGCUUACAGUUCACUCUCAUGUCAGGUCUACUGUUUCCUACUGAUGGCUCCAGUUCUUUAUUACCAAGUGCCUAACCUUUGAAAUAUCUUGUAGUAAUGAUGCAACCUCAACCCUUUUUCCAUGCAUCAACACUUAAGAGAAGGAGGUGUGUAGACUGAUAUGUGUGAGACAUCUGUAUUAACCAUGUUAGAUAAUACAAGGUCUAAAGCUCCACGCAGAAAAGUAUAGAAUUUCACAUUUUUUAACAAGAGGACUUGGAAUUUCUUUUCAUAUGACUAUUUUAUUUUACCUUUUCCUGAUAAUGAAUGGGGAAAACACUCUCGUGCAAAAAAUAUAUAUAAAUAUAUAUAUAUAUAUAUGAAUAGUAAACAAUAUGAAAACUGCAUUAGUUGUAUAUCAGUCCAGCAGAGACUACGUAACCAGAGUAACACAAUUGCAUGUUUGAGUCUUUAAACUUGGUUGUCAAAAGGUUAUGAACACAUAGUAAUGGUGUAUAUUUAUUUUUUCUUGUAAGGGUACACGAGGAGAAGCAUUGCUAGCUAUUGCCUUUUAUGUAAAUGUUACGGAGGGUAAAGGAUUUGAUGUUUAAAAGUAUGCAUUUUUGAUAGGUGUGCACUUUGCAAUGAAAGUGUGCACUGUCAGGUAAAAGGGUGCACUUUUCUGUAGCAGUGUGCACGUUGUAGUACAGAUGUGUCCAUUGCAGUAAAAGUGUGCGCUGUGAGGUAAAAAAUGCACUUUUCUUGUAAAAGUGGGGAUUUUGCAGUGAAAAUGUACACUUUGGGGUAGCUGUGUACCUUUUGCUAAGAGCGUAUGGAGAAGCAGAGAAAGACACAGAGCCCUGGUGGAAGUCUGUGUUGCCCAUGGCACCGACUUGCGUAUAUGUAUCCUUUGUGUUCUGGUGGAAGCUUCCCAAGCCCUGCCCCCUGCAUUACACACAGGUUUAUUUUCCACCUAUGGGAAAGGAGGGUCCUGCCUCUAACUACUGUCAUGUUUACAGAAAAAUGGUCAGCACUUUAUUACACCUGGAACCUGAGAUACGUUUAUAUGUUGACCAUUAAAAUGCUAAGAAUUUUACACAGCGGUGUCCUGUUAAGCACCUGCCUUUUAAAAGAAUAGUCUGCUUCAGAUGGAAUAUGGAUCAUGGUAGCCUCACUGAGCCAGUCUUGUGGCAUGUCCAAAUGUGUCUGUGCUCUGGGGGUGAGUGAUCGGAUCAUAUUGUGUUCUUUCCACAACUCCUGUUUUUUCCUUCUACAUUUUUACAAAUAACCGCAUGGCACCAACAGCUUUUCAAAUUCGACAGUUCAAGUCCCUGCCAAUCAUUGAUUCUAGUCCUUUUACCUUUCUCUCCAUAAAAGGCAGAGCGUUGCUAUUGGACCUGGGGAAAAGGGGUGGAGCUAGGUGAUGUCAUGACAUCACCACAGGCUUGUCAGGGCUCUGUAUGUCUAGUAGGGUUUUUUGACUAUUGCGAGAGCAGGGCUAUGCAACAAGACGACACUUUUGAAAAAUAAAUCUUCAUCCUUUCUGUAGCUUUACCCACUGGGAUCUCCAGAUUCAGGCUUCAGCAUGAUUGUGACCAAAUCUUUUAUAUAAAAAAAAUCUGAAAAAUAAAAAUAUUUCAAAAAAUAUAUAUUUUAAAAAAUGCAUAAAGGCACAAUGAAUUAAAGAAAAAAAAACUAUUAAAAAUUAGCAGGACAUUUGAGGAAAAGUUAUGCAAGUUGGUAUAUUUGAAAACUGCAUGCCACAGAUAUACCUGCUUUACAACUUUAAAGGGUCAAAGGAAAAGGUGAAUUUUGCAGAAUGUGCCCAGUUUGGGGUUAUAUGGCGGUUCAGAAGAUGUGCAUUAGUAAUUGGAUUACAGAUGUGUAGCGCCUUUUGGUUUGGUUAGAAAACUGACUCAAUAUCUUUUAAAUAUUUUUUUUACCCAAACACUACUGCCCCAUGUUGCGGGUGCAGGGCAGAGAUCAGUACGUUCCAGUUUAUGUGAUGUAAUUCUUCAUCCAUGCAGUCUCUGUAUUUAUUUCUUUUUUUAAGAUUUCCUCCCCAGAAUCCUUCAGUCAGUUGCCAAACGUUGAACUUCUACAGUCUGUUUCUGCACACCAGUUCCAGUUUAGAUGUGGCCGUACAUGAAAAAAAGUAAUGUUUGCAUGUUAAAAAUGUAUGUGCAUGUAAAAAGAAAUAUUGUUUAUCUUCGUACUUUUUUGAUACAAUGUAACCAUUUUGUUGUUCAUUUUUAAUAUUUGAUAUGAAUAAGGGGGUUUGUGGAAAAAACUUUAUAUUAAAAAACAGUGUUUGGCGAUAUUACAGGUUCCACGUUUGCAACAGAGCUGGAACUGAACUUAUUUGGGUCCUGGGAGUCGUUUGCUGCCUGAUUUCGGUUUAUUGGUCAGACUUUGAAUUCUGCAGUUGUUUCUACAGUUAAAAUUUUGUAUGAAGCGAAGUCCUUGAACUAAAAUAAAAACAUAAAAGAGAA
Messenger RNA from Conger conger (European conger), 10900 nucleotides. RefSeq names its product calcium channel, voltage-dependent, N type, alpha 1B subunit, a (gene cacna1ba). Gene Ontology annotation, biological process: calcium ion import across plasma membrane; chemical synaptic transmission. Lineage: Eukaryota; Metazoa; Chordata; Actinopteri; Anguilliformes; Congridae. The record is from RefSeq and is a predicted model, not a curated record. The transcript is spliced from 50 exons. Bases 4 to 7086 code for a protein of 2360 amino acids. Gene Ontology annotation, cellular component: neuronal cell body; membrane; voltage-gated calcium channel complex. Gene Ontology annotation, molecular function: high voltage-gated calcium channel activity.